AGUUUUAUUUCCUUUUCUGGGUCUGUCUGUUGUUCUCAACUUCUGAAUUGGGUUGUUUACUUUUCUACAUUUUCAUCACUAAUAGUAAUUGAAAUUUGAUCAAAUUCAAAUUCUACCUGUAUCAUUUCUCUCUUGGGCGGCUUUUUCCAAGCUCUGCUGUAGGUCAAAGAAGAAGAUUAAUUCUCCUCUCUUCUUAAGGGAUUGAAAAUUCUAAAUGUUGAGUCGAGAAGGAAGAAAAUUGGUAGAUGAUUAUGAGGUGGAAGAGGUACUGGGAAGUGGAGGAUUCUCAGUAGUAAGAAAAGGAACAAGCAAAACAGAUAGAAAUGUAAAAGUGGCUAUAAAAACACUGAAAAAAGUAGGAUCAGUUGUGCCUGGAUUCCCAAGAAAUCCUCAAAAAAAAGUUGGAAUGGGUGGGGGAAUUCCAACAUGGCAACAGGUCUCCAUAUCUGAUGCAUUGCUGACAAAUGAGAUCCUAAUUAUGAGACGCAUAGUAGAGGAUAUUUCUCCUCACCCCAAUAUAAUACAGCUGCAUGAUGUGUAUGAGGAUCAGUUUGGAGUUCACCUUGUUCUUGAGCUUUGUUCAGGUGGUGAGUUAUUUGAUCGGAUUGUAGCACAGGAACGAUAUUCCGAAGCUGGAGCUGCCACUGUAAUUCGCCAGAUAGCAAAUGGAUUGAGUGGUCUUCAUGAUGCCAAAAUAAUGCAUCGAGAUUUGAAGCCUGAGAAUUGUCUGUUCCUGACCUCAGAUGAAGGCUCUCCUUUGAAAAUUAUGGACUUUGGACUGAGCUCUAUAGAAAAUUUUACAGAUCCAAUUGUUGGAUUAUUUGGGUCCAUUGACUAUGUCUCACCAGAGGCAUUAUCCCGACAAGGUGUUUCUGCUGCCAGUGAUAUGUGGUCAUUAGGGGUGAUUCUCUACAUACUACUCUGUGGGUAUCCACCUUUCCAUGCAACUUCAAAUAGGGAAAAGCAAGCCUUGAUUGUUGCAGGAGAUUUCAAUUUUGAUGAACAUACAUGGAAAACAGUUUCUUUAUCAGCAAAGCACUUGAUCUCUAGUCUCUUGGCUGUUGAUCCUAGAAUACGACCAACUGCUAAGGAGCUUUUACUACAUCCUUGGGUGAGAGGUGAUUCUGCUAAGCAAGAACCUAUGGAUAUAGAGAUUGUUUCUCGUUUACAAAGUUUCAAUGCUCGUCGCAAAUUUCGUGCUGCAGCAAUAGCAAGUGUUUGGGGCAGUAAAAUAUUCCUAAGAACAAAGAAAUUAAAGUCUUUAUUAGGAUCUCAUGAUCUUACUCAAGAGGAGCUUGUUAAAUUGCAAAAUCUAUUUAAGAAAAUUUGUGCAAAGGGUGAUAAUGCCACACUUCCAGAAUUUGAAGAAGUAUUGAAAGCAAUGAAUAUGGGUUCCUUGCUACCUCUUGCUCCACGUAUCUUUGAACUUUUUGAUAACAAUAGAGACGGAACAGUUGAUAUGAGAGAAAUCAUAUGUGGUUUCUCAACAUUAAGGAAGUCACAGGGUGAAGAUGCUCUCCAGUUUUGUUUUCAGAUGUAUGAUGCAGAUCAGUCAGGAUAUAUAUCGAGGGACGAGCUGACUUGUAUGCUUAGGGCUCUUCCAGAAGACUGCCUUCCACCUAGCAUUUUGGAGCCAGGGAAACUUGAUGAGAUAUUUGAGCGAAUGGAUGCUAACAAUGAUGGUCGUGUAACUUAUGAAGAGUUCAAAACAGCAAUCCAAUUGGACAGUUCAUUACAAGAUGCACUUUUGUCCUCCUUUCGAGCAAUGUAAUUAAUGUGUAAUAUUAUUAUAUGAUUCUACAUGCGAAUUAAUGCUAUUAAUUACAUAACAAAUGUAAUUAAUCAUCUUUGUAAUUUUGAGUACAUGAAUUAUCCUUACAUAUUCUAUAUAUUGGUAUCCUACAUUGCCUAUAUGAGAAUAUAAUCAUAUAGUUUAGUUUAGUCUUUUUUAAAAACUAUAAUGAGACCUUGAUAUUAAUAGUAUGAAUUUUAUCUCUUC
Molecule: messenger RNA, 1999 nt
Organism: Cryptomeria japonica (Japanese cedar)
Lineage: Eukaryota; Viridiplantae; Streptophyta; Pinopsida; Cupressales; Cupressaceae
Product: calcium and calcium/calmodulin-dependent serine/threonine-protein kinase
Exons: 8
Coding region: 215-1771 (518 amino acids)
Biological process (GO): peptidyl-serine phosphorylation; protein autophosphorylation; intracellular signal transduction
Cellular component (GO): cytoplasm; nucleus
Molecular function (GO): calcium ion binding; calmodulin binding; calcium/calmodulin-dependent protein kinase activity
Source: RefSeq, a predicted model, not a curated record